This is a messenger RNA of Haliotis rufescens (red abalone), 2023 nucleotides long. RefSeq lists its product as uncharacterized. Lineage: Eukaryota; Metazoa; Mollusca; Gastropoda; Lepetellida; Haliotidae. The transcript has 12 exons. The coding region runs from base 51 to 1646 and encodes 531 amino acids. The record is from RefSeq and is a predicted model, not a curated record. Gene Ontology annotation, molecular function: protein binding.
GGAGUCUGAAAGGAAAGGAUUAGGAGUCGCAAAGCGCGCAAAAAUCAAACAUGGACAAGGCCGAUCGAGAUAUGGAACUGCCUAAAUCCUGCCAAGCGUCGACAGAAGCAUCGCUUCAAAGAUUUACACGUGGACAAAGUUCAAUGGUUAAUCUCCUUAACCUUCUUAAGGACCAUGCAAAAAUGGAGAAGAAAGUUGGCCAAAUCUACGAUGAGUUCGUAGUAAAGUGGAAGGAUAGAGCCCUAACCAAGAUUGGUAGCAACUUGGCUUAUGACGAAGUCAAUGCUCUCAUGAAAAUCUGGAUGGCCACUUACAAGGAAAAGCAUGAUCUGCAUAACAAAUUAUUAAACUCCAUGUAUGGCCAAGAUGGUCCCCUCAGGAGCCUUCAGAACUACAUCGACUCAGAACAUGCUACAAGGAAGGCCACUCAGCAUCUCUAUGAAAAGACAAGGAAGAGACAGGUUAAGCUGGAGAAGGAGAUUGACCAGCUGAAAGAGGACUUUUUCCUGACCAAGGACAAGAUGGUUCACUUCAAGCCUCAGAUGGAUGCAGCCCAAAUUAGCCAGGACCCUCACACCAACUUCAGGGAACUCUUGGCUCACUGGAGGAAACUGGAGGCUAACGUUGAUGGGGCCAAGACGUCCUACAGACAAAAACUGCAAGAGGAAAACUCGACACGAACGACUUUCAUAGAAGAAAUGAAAAGAUUCCAGAAUGAUUCUGAUGCUUAUGAGAGGGAACGCCUUCAAAACCUGCAGAAUGUGAUGACUUCGAUGAUGCAAAGCAGUAAAUCAGCAGAAACCCAGAGGAACGAGGUACUGGUGCCAUUGUUUGAUGAAGGAAUAUCCCGUCUUGAGCAGUACAACUUACAGAAAGAAAUCAACCUUUACAAUGUGUUCUAUCUGUAUCAACAUAAGUUCCCUAUAGAAGAGCUUCACCCAUCUGAAGUGUCAGCCGAGAAGAAGGCAGAAGAUAAGGAUUCUUCUCAAAAGAAAGCUCAAGUAGAUUCAUCUGCUGAAACUGACAUUGGGCAAGUCCUGCCAGCCAAAGACAGCACAGCCGUGUUUGUACAGACCACAGUAGAUGGUGACACUGAGAAGCCAAAGGCAACAAGAUAUUCCCGUCAUGUGGCAUUGGCUUCCCCAAAUCCAAAAGAUGUCCGCUACCUGCCUGAAGUGGAGAUUCCCAAUGUUGUGACAGAGAGGAGACAGACGACAGCUCCCAUCAUGAAGGAGACAACCUUUGAAAAUGAUAAAGGCCUCUCGGGUUCUGACUCUGACUCUGACUCUGAUGAGGACCAGGUACAAGGGCAGCCCAAAGCCACUGAUAUUAGAAACAUCACACAAGGCCAGAAGGUGAAGGUGUACGCUGUCAAGGCCUUCACGGCCCGCUCUGACGAUGAGAUCUCAUUCAAAGCAGGACGUAAGAUUUACGUGACGGAAGCUGCUGUUGCUGGCCGGGUCUAUGGAUACAUCAAGAAGGGGAAGCUGAUCAAGAGGAGGACAUACGGCUACUUCCCCGAACAACUCGUCAGCACGGACAAGAAGUUCAAGGUCAAGCAGUCCUUCCUGAAGAAGAAGCUCUCCAAGAAGCAUCCCAAUGACAGUUCCAAGAACUACAUCAGCUUCAUGGGAAACAGCGGGUAGACAGCAUGCAGAUAGCUAUAAGGAUUUCCCCUAACGGACAUGGCUAUGAACUCGAUAUUGACUUAGAACUGUGAUAUACUUUUUAAUAUUUGUUGAUUUGGUUUUUACAUGGAUAUAUUUUUUACGGUUCUUAUAUGAACACUGUUGUUUGAUCUGUGAUAUUCUUUGAUAGCAUUUGUGAUGUAUAUUAUUGUAUCAUCCCGCUGGAUGAUAAGAGGUGAUUUAUUGAGAAUUUUGUUACCAUGUUACAAGAAUAUAUUCAACUUUCAUGAUGAGCCACAUGUGUGAAAGAAUGUUAUAUACGAAGAUAUAUGUGUCUUAAUUUAUUUCUCCAUGGAUUGUUUUAGACAGAAAGACACCUGGGUGACAGUAGUACA